AUGGAUGCAUCGUUUUAUAUGAGCUUGUUGUCGAAUAUGGAUCCGGAUGAUUCUACGUUAAUCUUCAGUACGAACCAGCUAAUGACAAUAAUGCGCAUAUAUGGAGAAUAUUGUGUUGAACUUUAUCGAGAAGGGGCCGAUCCUAAUUACAAAGUUGCCGUGGUGUCGGACAUAUUGCAGAAUAUAAUUGAUUCUAUUGUAUUUGCAGAGAAUGUCAUUUUAAACGGCGUUGUCAGAGAUACACUUUCUCAUAUGACACAUGAAGUUGAAAAUUUGGAAACAUUAAGCCAAUUUUCAUUGAAAGUUAAAUGUUUGUUUCGGAGUGAUACAGCACUUGCUCAAUUGUUACGACCAGCGCUUUUACCACAAGCACAAAUAUGUGACAUUAGUCAUCAGACAAUUGAUGAAGCUUAUGAAAAAGCAAUGGAAAACACACGAGUAAUUGUCGUUGUAUCUUAUAAUCGGAAAAUGAUGAGAUAUGAAAGCUUUAUACAAGCGAUUCAAGAAACUACAACGCCUGUGGAUUCAAUUUAA
This is a messenger RNA of Adineta ricciae, 534 nucleotides long. The record is from the annotation of a GenBank genome assembly. Lineage: Eukaryota; Metazoa; Rotifera; Eurotatoria; Adinetida; Adinetidae.